Porites lobata is the source of this 3269-nucleotide messenger RNA. The record is from the annotation of a GenBank genome assembly. Lineage: Eukaryota; Metazoa; Cnidaria; Anthozoa; Scleractinia; Poritidae.
AUGAAUAGAACCUACACUAUAUAACGCGCGCCUUUCAACUUCUAUUUUUCGGAAAGAAUCUUCAUCAUGGUUUUCACUCAGGCCUUUCUUCUUGUCAUUGUGGCUUAUUCAGUUGAUGCCCUGAAAUGGAGUAACUGUGGUAAGCUAAAUAAUAUUUUUUUUACAUAUUAUAGUCACUUUUAAUUUCUUUCUUACUCAUUAAUCGAUCCUUCAAGAGUUCACGGAUUUCAUUUCCUGUUAUUUUAGUGUGAAUUUGUAUUUCAUAUUUAGUUUAAACUUGUACUGUUGCUUGUUUAUACCCUAACCCUAACCUUACCAAACACGAUUAGCUUAUUAAUUCCGCCAAUUUAUAGGAAAUUUACGUUUCAAGCUGUUUAUUUCAUGAAACGGUAUUACUCGAAUUUCAAAAAUAUGCAUCGCGUUAACUUUCCUCGGCUAACGUUAAUUUUCGCGCGAUUAAUUAAGUGAAGCGUUUAAUAUUAUAGUUGCCCUAAAUUCUCGAUACAAUUUGACAUUCUUACACGCCUAAGCCGAUCAGAACCUAAGAAGCAGGAGUAUUUAUCGGGUAGGUGAUUCACCAGUAUUGAAACUGUGAAGAACCCUAGCAUUGGGCAGAUUUCUUUGCUUGACCCCUUUCGUUCGUUUAGGGAAAGUACCGACCACAAACAAAGUUUCCAUUUCAGUAUCAGUAUAUACGUUUAAAUUUUUUCCUGUUGUCUCAACUGCAAGUUUUGUUUUUUGUGAACAUAGCGUUAUUUUUUAAUUGGAAAGUCGUUUUCCAUUUAAUUCGAUUCUUAAAUUUCAGUGAAACACUCCAAUUCCGUCAUGGGUGUCGUCAUGGAACGUUAAUUUCCUAUAAUAAGGUACUUCCUCAUUCCGCGAGGGUUAAUCAUAGCAAGAAUUUUACCAACGAUUUUCAACAUUUCUUUGCAAUUGUUUCUAGUUCAGUGCAGACUUAAUUUUCUUGUUUCCACUUUCGAAAAUGUUCCUCAAAACUGACCAACAAAAAAACUUCGAUCAAUUAAUGUUCGUCUCCACCUUACCACAUUUCAUCUGUUUGUAUCUUGAAGACAGGGCCCUUAUGUCUGUUUUUUCAUCGCAUGAAACAUUUAUUAUGAUAUGGACCACCUAUAUCAUGAUCCAAAGGUCCUCACAAACAACCAGGGUAACCAAAAAGCUUACUAGAAAUGGAUAUUAUGCGAAACCUUACCAACCCAUCGCUUAUUUGCCCAAACGUUAAUUUGUUUCCGGUUUUGUUUGAACAGAUGGUAGCUCUCCUGUACAAAUAAAGGACAUCAGCCUCUCUCCACACCCUGUGAUCCUUCAAAAGGGGGCAAAAGUAACAUUCAGUGGAAUGUUCAAGGUACAGAGUGCUGUUGGAAUGAACUAUAAAAUCGACGUUAAGUUGAAGAGAAAGGGCUGGUGGGGGACAUGGAUUCCAAUCCCUUGCUUCGGAAAGUGGUAGGUAAAUUAAAAAUCGAUCAGUUACAAAAUAACAACAGCAACAACAACAACAAAAAAAACAGAGAGAGAGAGAAAGCGCUUUGGUUAUAUUUUCACACCGAAUAAGAGAUGGAAUAGAAAAAUUGUAACUUGUAUAUGUUAAUUCAGAGUCAUUUUUGGAAGCAGAGGUGGUGCAGUGGUUUUGACUGAGCAGUUGCCUCCCAACGAAUGGACUCCUAUUCAAAUCCCGCGGUCGACGCCAUAUGUGGGUUGAUUGUUGGUUCUCUCCCUUGUUCCGAAAGUUUUUUUUUAUUAUUAUUCUAAAAAAUCAACACUUUCACCUACUGCCGUUCGAUCUUGAUCAUGAACGCGCGGACACGAUUUAAUCCCACGUCAGGAAAGCAGAUUCCGAAAUCAGGGAAAUUUUUGUGUCUGGAAUCCGUAAUCCGGAAAACUUUGCUUGUGGAAUCAGAAAUCCUGGGCUUUGGAAUCCCAAAUACAACUCAAGGAAUCAGGAAUCCCACUAUAGAUUGGAAUCCAGAAUCCAAGCUCCACUGAAAAAAAUCCGGAAUCCAAGGCGUGAUUCCCUUACAUGCUGGUCGAACUAUUAAACUCGAGUUCUUAAGAACUCCAUAGUGCUUCAUGGGUAAAAAAAAAACCUACAAUUUUUCUCGAUUGCUACAUUUUAAACUCCCUAAAUUGAUGAUUCACAGAAGGGGUCAGCCAUUAAUGGAUUUGUGGAGAAAAAUAUAUUUAAAACAUUUUCCUUUAAAAUUGUUACAAAUUUUCCUGUGAGUAACAAAAACGGCGUGCUUUUCUUUACAGUACUCAUGACAUUGGAUGCAAUCAAUUAAUCGCCUUGUUAGAAGGAGAAAGAUGCCCUCUUCGGUCGCCAAAAGAGUACACCGUGAGAAGACAGGAGCACGUUUUGCCGGACGUCAAUCUUCCUUCAUUUUUGACUAGUGUAAGUAUCUAUACAAUGAAUACACACCUUACAUCACUCCCUCAGCGGGAUGAUGUUAGAGAGCUUUAGAUUGGAGGACGAGGACGGCAUUUAAUUUUAAGUUUUCUCACACUUCGGAAAGCAUCAUUGUAAUUUUUUUCUCUACAAAAGUUAGCUAGCUUAUUUCCUUUGGCUAAAUGAUAAAAUUCCUAACAUUUGAUAACUCGUUUUCGCCACUACGACGUAGAAUGACGAUGGCUAUCACGUUCACAUUUUUCCGCCAAAAUGACGUUGGUUCGCACGCUCGCGCUACUCAGUAUUGGGAAAAUGUCGUUCUCGCAGUCGUCCUAGUCUUAGAAUCAUAAGAUCUCUAUUAAAACGGGGAACAGAAAAAUGAAAAAACAAAAACAAAAGCAAAAAAAAAAAAGGUAACAGAAGCUAAGUUGAGCCCUAGCCCUAUCAAUAACUGCAUGUCCAAUUCUCUGCUUUGUUCUAGUUUUUAAUUUUCUCGUUUCGCGGUACCUGUUUGCUUUAAAUCAGAUACGAGUUUGUUGAUAUAAAUAGACAUAGAAUAAAUGUACAUAACAAGAUAUAUAUAAAAAAUAUUUUUCUACAUACAGGCUUCAACAUUUUAUGUCCGUUAUGAGUGUAAGAGGUUACUACUCCAGUAAGAGGAUAUGUGUUUGACGUAUGACACAUUUGACUUCGGCCCUCAGACACCUUAUUUGCUAUCCUUUUGUGUUACGUAUUUCAGGGCACGUACAAGGUUCAGGCAGAUCUGAGAGAUAAAGCAAGCAACAAGCGGAUUUCUUGUGUAGAAGCCGUCGUGACAAUAACGAGCUGAAGAAUGCCUUUGUUGCUAACGAAAAAAAGGAAAUUAAAG